Messenger RNA from Fusarium oxysporum Fo47, 644 nucleotides. RefSeq lists its product as uncharacterized. The record is from RefSeq and is a predicted model, not a curated record. The annotation marks the transcript as partial. NCBI's taxonomy places the organism in Eukaryota, Fungi, Ascomycota, Sordariomycetes, Hypocreales, Nectriaceae. The transcript has a single exon.
UAUGAGUUGACCCAUUUACAGUACCACUUUGAUCCGAUGCUUACCGUUAUCUUUUUAAUGCUACGGAGCUUAAGCUCCUAAAUCAAAAGAUCAACCAAGAAAAAUUCGUUCAAGAGUCUCUUUGGUCGCGUGGUGGCUUGGCCUGGGGUACAUCCCUGGUGCAGAUCUGCUCUGACAGCCAAGGACAGGGGGUCCCGGACUGUCAAACCUGCAGACACAUAGCACGUUCCCUCUGGGCUUAUGCACGACAAUGGAACCUUUUUGCGACUACUGCUUUACAAUAAAAGCACAAUGAUGAUACGCCAAGCUGCAGUACGCAAUUGCGAGUCAACAGUGAGGCGAAAGAGGCGUCUACGUGUUUUAGCCAGGGGCUCAAAAGCCACAGAAUCGAUCCGAGAUGCCGGUAAGUUCAGACAAUCAAUGAGGCCGAAACACUUCGGGUGCGAUGACUGACGCCACGAUAUGGAUUCUGUGCAGAUUUAGGCUGUAGCGAAGCCAUGUCGACCUAUUUUGGUCAAUAAUCUGAAGAAAAGAGGCACAAGACCGUUGGAGGGUCUAUUUUCAACUGUUUUUUUUUUUUUGUGCAAUUGACGUAGAUGAGGCGUUUGAGAUGGGAAAACUGUUUCGACAUGACGUGUAAGCGG